Messenger RNA from Manihot esculenta (cassava), 1225 nucleotides. Its product is annotated as haloacid dehalogenase-like hydrolase domain-containing protein At2g33255. The record is from RefSeq and is a predicted model, not a curated record. Lineage: Eukaryota; Viridiplantae; Streptophyta; Magnoliopsida; Malpighiales; Euphorbiaceae. The transcript has 5 exons. Bases 86 to 868 code for a protein of 260 amino acids.
CCCAAACCAAAUUCCCAACUGAAACUGAACCGUAGCUUAGCAAACCUUGAGCCGCACUCUCGCCCCGUGGCAAGUGUCCGUCCGGAUGCUGCCACUUUCCCCGCAUCCUCAGCGGAUCCUUUCUCUCCCUGUCCUCUCCAUGCCCUCUCUCCUCUCCAAAUCUUUUAUUUUCUUCAACCGCAAAUCUCCAUUUCCCCUGGCUCACCAUACCAUGGCCAAAGCUCGCCUAAGAGGCGUCGUAUUCGACAUGGACGGAACCCUAACCGUCCCCGUCAUCGAUUUUGCUUCAAUGUACAAGGCCGUUCUCGGUGACGAGGAGUAUCGCAGAAUUAAAGCAGAGAAUCCUUCUGGGAUCGAUAUCUUGCAUCACAUUGAGAAGUGGAGUCCCGAUAAGCAGCGCAGAGCUUAUGAGGUUAUCCUUGAUUUUGAGCGCCAGGGCCUCGACCGCCUCCAAACUAUGCCCGGCGCAGUAGAGCUGUGUGGGUUCCUUGAUUCAAAGAAAAUAAAAAGAGGGUUAAUUACCCGAAAUGUCAAGGAGGCAGUUGAUCUUUUUCAUUUACGGUCUGGGAUGAUGUUUUCUCCAGCAUUAAGCAGAGAGUUCCGUCCUUAUAAACCAGACCCAGCUCCCCUCCUGCAUAUCUGUUCAACUUGGGACUUUCAACCUAAUGAAGUCAUGAUGGUUGGUGAUAGCCUUAAAGAUGAUGUGACUUGUGGGAAACGAGCUGGAGCAUUCACAUGCUUACUUGAUGAAAAAGGGAGAUACAGUUCUGCUGAUUUCGCCAACUUGGAUGUAGAACCAGAUUUCAAGGUCUCUUCCUUGUCUGAAGUUCAUUCUCUAUUGGAAGCAAAUUUUGAUUUGAUGGGAUAGUUUUCAGUCCCUGAUAGAGACUUUACACUUCAAUGGAAACUCUGCUUCACCAAGGGAGAUAACUACAUUAGAGUGGAAGGAUCAGCCAACCAAGGAGAAUCAAGAAGGUUGACCCAUCAUCUCCUGAACGAUAGUUUAGUUCUCUUCGUUUGGUUGUACUGGUACAAGAUGGCCUGCGGAAUGGUAGCUUGCAGGAUGCAACCAUGAAGCGGUUUCCUUGAAAUUAGUAACAUUCUCUAAUACAGAUUUACUCAUGUUUGCAUUGUGCACUGCACUCUGUAUUUCUCUCUCUCCUAAUUGUAUUUUACUUGUAUAUGUGGAUUCCAGUGUAAAAGAGUAUUCAGCAAUUUUUUUUCA